Messenger RNA from Pseudopodoces humilis (Tibetan ground-tit), 1531 nucleotides. The record is from RefSeq and is a predicted model, not a curated record. NCBI's taxonomy places the organism in Eukaryota, Metazoa, Chordata, Aves, Passeriformes, Paridae.
CCCUCUCGGGUCGGGAUGGCGGCGUUGCCUCCGCGAGAGUUCGCGGCGCAGGUGCUGCCUGGCUGCGUGGUGCCCACGGCGCGCCAGGGCCUGGCCCAGCUCUGGCCGCUGCUGCUGCUCUGCCUCGGGGCGCGGCUGCUGCACCGGCUGCCCCUGCCGCGGGGGGGGAAGCACGCGGGGGCGGCGGCCGGGGGGCUCCUGGCCCUGCACCAUUUCUUCGGGGCACAGGCGCUGUGGGUGGCCUUGCUGAGCGGGCUCUGCGUCCUCACCCUCCUCCUGAGCCGGGCCCGCGCCCAGAGAGGGCUCUGCCUUGCCCUGGCUGCUCUCAGCUAUCUGCUUAUGGGGGAGCUGCACAUGGUGGACACAGUCACCUGGCACAAAAUGCGAGGGGCACAGAUGGUGGUGGCCAUGAAGGCUGUGUCGUUGGGCUUCGACUUGGACCGGGGGGCCGGGGGGGCACAGGGGGAGCCCAGCCCUGCCCAGGUCCUGGGGUACCUCUGCUCUCCCGGCUCCGUCGUCUUCGGGCCCUGGGAGCCCUUCGGGGCCUACCUGAGAUCCGUGGAGGGGCCCCCCCUGAGCGUGGCCUGGGCGAAGAAGGGGCUGCGCAGCCUGGGGCUGGCCCUGCUCUGCCUCCUGGUCAGCACCUGCCUGGCCCCGUUCCUGUUCUCCAGCCUCUUGCCUCUCUAUGGGGCACGGGCCCUGCGCAGGAGCAUUUUUGCCAGGUGGCUCCGUGCCUACGAGAGUGCCCUCUCCUUCCACUUCAGCAACUACUUCGUGGCCUUCCUGUCCGAGGCCACAGCCACGCUGGCUGGGUCCGGCGCGUCCCUGCACCACGACCACCUGCACUGGGACCUGGCGGUGUCCCGGCCCCUGCGGGUGGAGCUGCCACGAUCCAUGGCUGAGGUGGUGACAAACUGGAACCUGCCCAUGUCCCGCUGGCUCCAUACCUAUGUGUUCCAGACCGCCCGGCGCUUGGGCACCUUCGCUGCUGUGCUGGGCACCUACGCGGCCAGCGCCCUGCUGCACGGCCUCAGUUUCCACCUGGCCGCUGUGCUGCUGUCCCUGGGCCUCAUCACCUACGCCGAGCACGCCCUGAGGCAGCGCUUGGCUGCCAUCUUUGACGCCUGUGUCCUGUCCAAGCGCUGUCCCCCCAGCUGCAGCCACCGCCAUAAGAAUACACUGUGGGUGUGGGUGCUGAACGGGGCCCUGGGCGCCCUGGCCCUGUUCCACCUGUCCUACCUGGGCGCCCUGUUCGAUGUGGAGGCCGAGGAUGCUGUGGAGGAGCAGGGCUACGGGAUGGCCUACACGGUGCGCAAGUGGUCAGAGCUGAACUGGGCCAGUCACUGGGUGACGCUGGCUUGCUGGGUGCUGGCCCGACUGCUGCGCUGAGGCUCGGGGAGGGCAUCAGAGAGUACGGCCGCUCCGCCAGGUCGGGGGCCGCUCCGCAGCACCGGGAGCGCCUCUCAGCGCUCUCUUGCCGCCAUUUCUCGGGCGGAAGUGACGCCGCGCGGCCGCUCUGGGACCAAUAAAG